CGUGACGCCAGGGCUUUUCCGCGGUGGCUCUUAUAUUUAUUUAUUUAUAAUGUUAGAAACUCGAUUAAAUCGCAGUUUUCUCCUUCAUAAAGUUACAUUCGUUUUAUAGUAGAUCAAAAAGUCGCAGUUUACUUUGUGCUUGCAUAUUAAUAACAGAGGACGAUAAUGACGUAAACAGACAGGCUCGUUUUCGUUUUUAAUCAAGAUUUGUUCAACUUAGACAGUUCAAGUUAAAUUAAAAUAGAUUUUAAUACAAACUCAGUUUGGGAGAGUCAAGAGAGUUUAAAGCGGAUACUGUAACUCGUGUUGUGUAGUGCGACCAGUGUUAAAGUUUCUCUGCAGCAGUGAGAGGUUAUUUUAUUGACCACACAGAGUCUGUGUUCCCUGUAUCUAUAUACAAACUGCGAUCUUCUAUCGUUUCUUCGGUUCAGUGGAAUGACGGACGUGGACGACGACGUGCCGCUCAUUCUGACCUGGGACGAUGUGACCAGCGGGCUACUGCAGGAGGAUGAAAAUGGAGUAGGAAAUUAUGAUAUUGUAAAUAAUGUCGCCAUUCCAACCCCAGGAGCAGCAGAUCCAAGGGGCCAGAAUACUCUGCAUCAGAGCUGGGAAAUGAACUACCAAGAAGCAGCAAUAUACCUGCAGGAGGGAGAGAAUAAUGACAAGUUUUUUACUCAUCCGCGGAAUGCUCAAGCGCUCAGAGCCUACCUGUUUGCUCAUAAUCAUCUCUUCUAUGUGAUGGAGCUGCUGACUGCAGUGUUACUCAUGAUGCUAUCCCUCUCUGAAGCUCCUGCUGUCCCGUUCCUUCGUCUGGACGUCUAUGUCCAUGCUACACUGGAGUUGUUGGCAUUGGUGUUGGUGGCCUUUGAGUUGUGUAUGAAGCUCCGAUGGCUUGGGUUUCAUACCUUUAUACGACAUAAGAGGACCGUGGUGAAGACCUGUGUCCUGUUUAUUCAGUUCAUAGAGGCGAUUGUGGUCUUAGUUCGGCAGACAUCCCACCUGCGAAUAACGAGAGCACUGCGGCCGAUCUUUCUGGUUGACUGCCGUUACUGUGGAGCUGUGCGAAGAAACCUGAGGCAGAUAUUUCAGUCCCUUCCACCCUUCAUUGAUAUUCUCCUGCUCCUGCUUUUCUUCAUGGUUAUCUUUGCCAUUCUAGGAUUCUGUCUGUUCUCAGCCAACACAGCCGACACUUAUUUUAAAACACUGGAGGACAGCAUUGUCAGUCUAUUCGUCCUUCUGACCACCGCAAAUUUUCCAGACGUGAUGAUGCCAGCAUAUUCAAAGAAUCGUUGGUCAUGCAUUUUCUUCAUUGUCUAUCUGUCCAUCGAGCUCUACUUCAUCAUGAAUCUGCUCCUGGCAGUUGUUUUUGACACUUUUAAUGGAGUUGAGAAGAUGAAGUUUAAAUCUCUGCUUCUACACAAGCGAUCUGCCAUUGAGCAUGCAUUCCAGCUGCUGGUUAGUCGACAGAGGCCAGAUGUAGUGUCUCUGAAACAGUUUGAUGGACUGAUGCGAUUCUAUCGUCCACAAAUGUCUACACGGGAUCGUUUCCUUACUUUUAAAUCCCUUAACCAGUCAGGCGCAACCAUGUUGAGCCUUCAGGAUUUUUAUAAGUUUUAUGAAGUCAUUGGGCUGAAAUGGCAGGCUAAACGGAGUGAAGAGCACUGGUUUGAUGAUCUUCCUCAUAGUGCAUUCCUCAUAUUCAAAGGAAUCAAUUUACUUGUAAACUCCAAAGCUUUCCAAUAUGCAAUGUAUCUGGUAGUAGCAACUAAUGGCAUCUGGAUCCUAGUUGAGACAAACAAAUUACAUGGGAGCUCUUCUCUCCUCACAGAAGGGGUCUCUUGGACUCGUGUUGUCCCCUUGAGUUACAUUAUUUUCCUCACAAUUUACGGAGUUGAGGUCUUAUUGAAGAUGUCAGGCCUUGGUCCUAUGACAUACUUCAGCUCAGGAUGGAACCUCUUUGAUUUCUCAGUAACUGUCUUUGCCUUUCUGGGAUUGAUUGUUCUGGCCUUUGAAAUGGAGCCAUUCUACUUCAUUGUGGUGUUGAGACCACUUCAGCUUCUCCGGUUGUUUAAAAUUAAGCAGCGUUAUCGGAAUGUUCUGGACACAAUGUUUGAGCUCUUCCCACGUAUGGCCAGUCUAGGUCUAACUCUCAUUAUCUUCUAUUAUUCAUUUGCCAUUGUUGGAAUGGAGUUUUUCGCUGAUGCUGUUUAUCCAAACUGCUGCAACACUAGCAAUGUUGCUGACUCGUAUCGUCAGAUUAAUGUAACCUUUGGCAAUGGGACAAAGCUGGAGGAGGGAUAUUACUAUCUCAAUAACUUUAAUAACAUCCUGAGCAGCUUUGUCACGCUGUUUGAGCUAACAGUGGUGAACAACUGGUACAUCACUAUGGAGGGUGUGACAUCACAAACUACUCACUGGAGUCGCCUCUAUUUCAUGACCUUUUACAUCGUCACUAUGGUUGUCAUGACGAUAAUUGUGGCUUUCAUACUGGAUGCAUUUGUCUUCAGGAUGAACUACAGUCGGAAGAACAGAGAACCUUUGGGUGACCCAGAAGGUGAAAAGGGGAUUGUGUUUGAGACAGAGGUGUCUCAGACUGAAGCUCUACACACUCUGGACUUGUAUAAACACACAUUUUGCAUCAGCAAUCUGAGCUCACUUCAGGACAUGUGUGUGGCGCUGGAGCGGAGUGAGCAAUCAUCAUUAGUGUUUCUGGGUCGAAGGUCACGUACCAAGAGUGACCUCAGCAUGAAGAUGUAUGAGGAGGAGAUUCAGGAAUGGUACGAGGAAUCUUCCAGAACAAACCUUCAACCUGAUGAGACAUUCCACAGAGAUCUGGACAGUCGUGAAGCUAGUGCAACAGACAGUAUUAACUAAGUAACUUGCACAUACUCUUAACAGAGCAAUAUAAUUAACUAAUUCACACUCUCGUACAUCUGAGGGUCCUUGGGACCCUCUUCCAUUAAUGGAAAGCACAUGUGCUCGCCAUGACAAAACUGGCGUUCACCAUGACAUAUCAAUUAACCUUCCUUUCACAUGGAGACCUAUAGAACUUCUUCACUUUAAGCCUUAGUUCCCAAUUUUCUUACGGUUCUGUGGCCUAUCAGGGAAUCUUGAAGACCAAUCAUUUGGCAUGCACUACGUCCAGGAACCUUUUUCUUCCACGAAAUGCACCUCAUGACAUUUGCCUUGUGUUGGAUGACCUUGAAUGAUUCAGACUCUCUCAUGGAUUUGACAAAUGGAGAGCAGUGAUUGAAUGUUUUUGUGGCUGAUGAAUCAGAACUGAAUGUGAGGAUUUUAAGACUAAAAUGAAUGUGUCUUUCUCUGGACUCUGAGGUAUUGCUUAACCAACAGAUAUAAGAUAAUAAUAUUACGUUAAUGAUGGUUUUAAACUAAAGCUGCUUUUUGCUAGAACCUUUGGACCUAUUGAGAGUUUUUUUUUUGUCAUAUUAUAUAUACGUGAAUAUAUAUAUUGUAUAUACCUACAUGCAUACAGUCUGGGAUCUUGGACAUAUGGUGUAAGCUUGGAAUGUUUGGAUCUCUCAGUUCAUUCAAAAUUUGUCACCCAAAUAAAUUUUAAGUCACUAUUGUUUUAGAACCAAAUUGUAAAGCUGAGACUCAUUUUACAGAUCCCUUAUGAUGUAAUUCUCACCCCCAAGCAGUCUUCAGUAUCCAGUUCAGAUAAAAUGUAGUCAAAAUCACACAGUUGUAUUCCACCCUUAUCCUACCAUCCUAGAAAGUCUGUGAAUGCAAAUCUACAUUUUUCUUUAUGUAAAUGAAACUGUAGAUGGUGAGGAUGAUGAUGAUGACAAAUUUAAUGGACAUCUUUGUCCCUAUGAUGGUUUUACACACAGAGCUUCAAAAUAGUUUAUUUACAUUAAGAUAAACAUUUCUGUUUCACAAGCUUCUCACCCGUUAGCGGCAUUGUAUGAGUGAUUUUUAAAAUAGAGGGUGAGGGAAGAAAUAUGAAACCUCAUUAAUUAUUGUUUACUGUUGUCUAGACUAGAGGAUCUGAUCUGGAGAGCCUGCUGUGAUAAUCUUGAAUGUAAGGGAACAUGAUGCGUACUUGAUCUGACAAAAGUAACACAAAUCACACCAGCUUCUCUCACAUUGUUGGGUUUACCUGUGUCUCAGUUCUCUGUGCUUGUUCUUUUGUACAUGUACAACAAUUCUACAGAUCUAGUAAAUUAUUCAAUUUAAUGAAACCUCUUUGGAUUUUAUUUAUUAAUAGGACAGUUUUUGAUAUAUGAUUUAUGCCACAGCUCCUCUUUGUCUGAGACACUGGCUGUAUCCGAAGGUGCCCUUGAUGCCCUUCAAACCGGUGACUUUACUGUAGGGUUACAAUGGUAUGAGAUUUUCACGGUAUGAUAACAGUCUCAGAAAAUAUUACAGUAUCAUGUUAUACGGUAUUACACAAUUAGUAUUAUUAGUGAAAAC
Molecule: messenger RNA, 4434 nt
Organism: Xyrauchen texanus (razorback sucker)
Lineage: Eukaryota; Metazoa; Chordata; Actinopteri; Cypriniformes; Catostomidae
Product: two pore channel protein 1-like
Exons: 26
Coding region: 436-2874 (812 amino acids)
Biological process (GO): transmembrane transport; monoatomic ion transport
Cellular component (GO): lysosomal membrane; endosome membrane
Molecular function (GO): voltage-gated channel activity; monoatomic ion channel activity
Source: RefSeq, a predicted model, not a curated record